UGAUAAUAAAAUCAAAUUUAACUUUCCAUUUAAAAAAAUAAUAAUUCUCUUUAUAUGUAUCUUCAUUUUAUAAAGCUCCUGUUAGGUAUAUAACAAACAAGUAUAUAUGUACAUAUAAAUACUUGCCAAGUAUUAGGUUUUACUUCUUCAGCAUGGAUUUGAAAGCUGUGGUUGUCUCUGGAGAAGCAUCAGAAUCAGAUGAUGAUGGUGGAAGCAUUGUUACUGACACAGGAUUUCCUUCUGUACAAACACCUAAGUAUUGUGGUACUAUAAUUUCUGGUGAAGCUUCAGAAUCUGAUGAUGAUGGAACAAGUUUUAGCAGUGUCAUUGAUGCAGUGGAUGCUAUGGCUUGUAUGCCUUAUGCUGAGGUACCAAAAUCAAAAAAAUGUUCUGUAAAAUACAAUAGUUUACUUCAUAAAAAAUUGUAUGAAUGCAACAAAACAUUGGAUAGAGACUUUACCCAAAUGGUUGAAGGAACAGUUAAUACUGCCAUUCAAGAAUUGUCAACUGUUAAUCGACAGCUGCUAAAAAAUGAAUUAAUUCUUCAAGAAGCUGUUUGUCAAUUACGUAUCGCCUGCAGUCGAACGAAAGAUGCUUCAAAUGCAUUACAGCAACUCAUAGACAGCAAUUUUUUACAUUCAAUUAAAACUUAAUUUAUGUGAAUGUAUUUUGUUACAUAUUAUUCAAAUAUAUAAUAGAUAAUAAUGAUAACAAUCAUAAUACUAAUAAUAAUAACAUUAGUAAUAUUACCUUAAUAUAAUGUGAUAAAUAUCGGUAUUAAAAAAGCGUGGUACUCUGAGGAUUUAAUGGGUAGGAUAUUGUUGAGCAUUGGUUUUCCUUUAAUUGGCAGUUCUAUUAAAUAUAUUAAUUGUUUUCUAGUACGUCUUAAAAAAAUGUAAAUAAAA
Osmia lignaria (orchard mason bee) is the source of this 905-nucleotide messenger RNA. The record is from RefSeq and is a predicted model, not a curated record. Lineage: Eukaryota; Metazoa; Arthropoda; Insecta; Hymenoptera; Megachilidae.